CACUCGCCUUUCUCGGCCCAUUUCUUCUUCUUCUUCUUCUUCUCUCUCUCUCUCUCCUAAUUUUCAGACUUCACACUUCCCCCUUCUUCCCCAUACUUCUGCUUCACACGAAGUGUGUGAGUGAGUGCGUGUUUUAUGAACAAUUAAUGGUCUGUGUCGAACGAAUGACAGCAUCAUCUUGCUUAGACUCCUCCUCCAACAUCACCACAGGAGACGAACUUAAAACUGUAGUGCAAUUGUUUCAAAACAACACCAGAAAUGAUGGCGAUGGUGAUGAUUUAAAUCGCAACAUAGAAGAAGAAGAAGAAGGUUUCUCAAAGAUGGUGAUCAGAGAGUGUAGAAUAUGUCAAGAAGAAGACGGAGAGCACGAACUGGAAUCUCCUUGUGCCUGUAAUGGCACCCUCAAGUUUGCUCAUAGGAAAUGUAUUCAGAAAUGGUGCAACAAGAAAGGGGAUAUAACCUGUGAGAUAUGCAAUCAGGUUUAUUCACCAAAUUAUGCUCUUCCACCUGCAAGAAUUAAUCCCGAUGUUAUGACUAUUGAUAUCAGGCAUGCAUGGGGCCCACAAAUUGACCUAAGGGAUACUCACUUUCUAGCUUUUGCUUCUGAGCACCAGUUUCUUGAACAAGAUUACGAAGAGUAUGAUGUAUCAAGUAAUACAAGCAUUGCUUACCUCCGUUUUAUGGCUCUCAUUUUGAUGUUAAUAUUACUCGUACGCCAAGCUUUGUUAAUCACAAGAGACCUGGGAAUGGUGCCAGAAUCAUCCAAAAUCUUUAAAUUUCAGGUUUCUGUUCUUCAGCUGGCGGGGUUUCUUCUUCCAUGUUAUGUGGUUAGCCGUUCAUGGUUGAUGAUUUUAAGGCAAAGAAGAAGGCAGAUAUAAUGAAUGAUGAUGAGCAAAGCCUUUUUGUAUAUCAUCCUACUCCAAUGGCAAUGGCCAUGAACUCGAUUGCAGUCUAAAAUACUUGCAACAGUUCUUGAAGCAUUUAAAUGCCACUUGUUCAAGAAUCAAAGGGCAAGACAAGUUCAAAUGCAAAAAAAAAAAAGUUUUCCUCUUUAGGAAAUCUUGUUUUAAGUUUUAAUUUUUAAAUGCUUUAAUUGAUGGCCAUAUUAUGUAAAUUGUGUAUAUUGUUGAGUUCAUUGGUCGAUCUUGCAUUUUCAGCUUCUUCUAUGCGUGUAAUUUCGACCAAUUCAUCUAAAAAUGGGUUGAUUUGGGUUAUAUUUUAUUUUAAAUUGGUUAAGGGGUGUAGGAGAUUGCUUAUGUAAUGUACUUUCAGCUUCUUAUUA
Messenger RNA from Lactuca virosa, 1282 nucleotides. The record is from the annotation of a GenBank genome assembly. NCBI's taxonomy places the organism in Eukaryota, Viridiplantae, Streptophyta, Magnoliopsida, Asterales, Asteraceae.